UGACCCGGUACUCCUUGUAUAUAGCCUCGUUAUUCCUUUUAUAUUGUGUUACUAUUUCCUUAUCUUUUUCUUUUUUUUUCUUAAUUUUUAAAUCUGCAUUGUUGUGGAAAGGCUUGUAAUCAACCAUUUCACAAUAAAACCUGUUGUGUUCGCGCGCAUGUGACAAAUAAAAUGGGAUUUUGAUUUGAAAACCCAUUGGAUGAGAAGGUCAGACGUCCCUCCCCUUUCACCUUCUUAUCCAAUGGGUUUUUGAAAAAGAGGCAAGGAGAGAGGACCUGAGGAAUCAAGGAAAUAAAAUUGAGAUUCUCCCCUUGUUUCCUCCAUUCCUCACUUCCCGUUCAAAGCACAAAUGCACUUUCAAAAGAGGAGUGUAGGAAACAAGGACAGAGGAAGCAAGCAUUUGAUGGCUAGUUUUCAGACUCACUCACUAACACACACACUGCUUUAAAAGAGUACGAGUGUAUUUCAUUAGUGAUUAUUGUCAAUGAUUUUCUUGAUAGAACCCAUUGUAUUAUAUUAUUAUAUUCUAUUAACAAUAUAGAAAUGCUGUAGUUGAUAUUUUUCCAUUCUCCAGGAAUGUUUAACACGGCUAGAAAUGAGAGAGACGUUGACCAAACACAAACCGAUCUGGCUACUAGGCAUGACAAAGAAACACGGGGUGUCAUUUUGAAUGGCAUGUAAACGUUGUGUUGUUGCUAGGUGGAGUCACGGUCUCAUUGUGCCUAUCUAGACUUUUAUUCCUGUAACUUUUCAUCCGAUAAAGUCUGAGGGUUAAUACGCCAUGAAUUAGAGGGACUGCUCGGUCUAAGCAACUCGAGGCUUAUAAUAAUGAGGAGUAUGGUUUGAAAUCACAAUGGCCUCAUAUGAACAUGCCUGGAGGUUGGGUAGGAGGUGUUGAUAUGAACAUGCCUGGAGGUUGGGUAGGAGGUGUUGAUGAGAACAUGCCUGGAGGUUGGGUAGGUGGAGUUGAUAUGAACAUGCCUGGAGGUUGGGUAGGUGGUGUUGAUAUGAACAUGCCUGGAGGUUGGGUAGGAGGUGUUGAUAUGAACAUGCCUGGAGGUUGGGUAGGAGGUGUUGAUAUGAACAUGCCUGGAGGUUAUGUAGGAGGUGUUGAUGAGAACAUGCCUGGAGGUUGGGUAGGUGGAGUUGAUGUGAACAUGCCUGGAGGUUGGGUAGGAGGAGUUGAUAUGAACAUGCCUGGAGGUUGGGUAGGUGGUGUUGAUAUGAACAUGCCUGGAGGUUGGGUAGGAGGUGUUGAUAUGAACAUGCCUGGAGGUUGGGUAGGUGGAGUUGAUAUGAACAUGCCUGGAGGUUAUGUAGGAGGUGUUGAUGAGAACAUGCCUGGAGGUUGGGUAGGUGGAGUUGAUAUGAACAUGCCUGGAGGUUAUGUAGGAGGUGUUGAUGUGAACAUGCCUGGAGGUUGAGUAGGUGGAGUUGGUAUGAACAUGCCUGGAGGUUGGCUAGGUGUUGAUAUGAACAUGCCUGGAGGUUGGGUAGGUGGUGUUGAUGUGAACAUGCCUGGAGGUUGGGUAGGAGUUGAUACAGUGAGAAGGGAAAAGUAUUUGAUCCCCUGCUGAUUUUGUACGUUUACCCACUGACAAAGAAAUGAUCAGUCUAUAAUUUUAAUGGUAGGUUUAUUUGAACAGUGAGAGAAAGAAUAACAACACAAUCCAGAAAAACACAUGUCAAAAAUGUUAUAAAUUGAUUUGCAUUUUAAUGAGGGAAAUAAGUAUUUGACCCCCUCUCAAUCAGAAAGAUUUGUACGUUUCCAUGAAAUAUAUGAAGAAUACGCUUUUUGUCUGGAAUAAACGUUUUCCCAACUGCGCUACGCACUCUAGUCAGCAGAUUGCAAUGUGAGUUUUUCAAGUGACGCUACAAGAGUGACGUAUAAUCUAGUGGACAGGACGCUUCUUCAAUAACAAAAACAGCUAGCUAGUCAGCCACCUCGGUAGCUUUUUAGCCAACAUAGCGAAACAUUGGAGCGCUUUAGACGUUUUCGGUGUAUAUUAGUCAUUGUGUUUUAAACACACGUCUGUCAUAUCUACUAUUUCCAUAUUUACGUUGUUGUUAGUCAGGUAGCUGGCUGGUUAAAUUAAAUUAGCAAUUACACUAGGCUAGCUAACAUCCCCGACCAUGAGUUCACUAAGAUAUUCCUCCCCUGCUAAAGAAGACGGGGUCUGCUGGACGUGGAAAGAAGCUCUCGUGAAAGAUGAGAACGAAGAAGAGGCUGUCACAGUUAAACAAGAAGUCGAGGAUGAGGCUGUUACAGUGAAAGAAGAAGACGUUUCAAUGAAAGAAGAGGAAGAAGUUUUCAGAGUGAAAGAAAAGGAGGAAGAGAAAGAGGAUACCGUUUUUUCAGUGAAGGAGGAGAUUACUGUCACAUUGGAGGAAGGGGAAUACGUUUUCGGAGUGAAGGAGGAGGGGGAGAUUACUGUCACAUUGGAGGAGGAGGAAGAAGAGCAGAACGGAUAUCUGAUUAACGCCAAAGAUAGACCAGACUCUCACUUCGACAGCGGGAAGAGUCGUUCAAGGGAAUCAGACCCAGAGACGGCAAAACAAUUAAGACCACACCACUGUUCCCAGUAUGGAAAGAGAUUUACCCGGUUAGGGCACCUGAAAGAACAUGAGAGGACACACACAGGAGAGAAGCCUUGCAACUGCUCUCAGUGUGGAAAGGAUUUUACCCAGUUAGGGAACAAGAAAGAUCAUGAAAGAACACAUUCAGCGGAGAAGCCUUUUCAAUGCUCCCAGUGUGGAAAGAGAUUUACUGAGUUAGACAGUCUGAAAAAACAUGAGAGGAUACACACAAGAGAAAAGCCCUACCUAUGCUCCCAGUGUGGCAAGAGUUUUACCCAGGUUGGGAGCAUGAAACGACAUGAGAGAGCACACACAGGAGAGAAGCCUUACAACUGAGAAUGUGUUUUUGUUCAUGUCACAUUGUACAGAAUGUAACAAAUUGAAUAUGGAAUAUGUUUGUUUAAAGUUACAAUGUGUAUCUUUUUGGGCGACCCCACCAAAUUCACAUAGAAAUAUUAGCUAAAGAUCUUACAUUCUCGUCAAAAGCAAGUUGAAAAAGCGGUAUAUUUGUUCUAUGUGUGCUAUUUCUUUGCUUCCUGUUCUGAAGUUUAGUUUUUCUUUUACUUUCGGUUUUGUACACCAGUUUCAAACAGCUGAAAAUAAAUAUAUUUUCCAUAACCAAAAAUAUUGUAACAGCGGUUUUGAUGGUACAAUGAUUCUCGACAUCAGGGGUAGUCAACUACUAUUUGAGAAGGUCCAGUGACACAAAUUUCCUCGGUGGCAAAGGUCCGGAUGGAUAUCGUCCUUUAUUGGGCGCUGUGGUACAGCAUAGUAACAAACAUAUUCGUCUACGACUUAGGAAACAUGUUGUUAAAUAAAAUGUCCAUUAAAUGAGACUAAGAACAUGAA
Messenger RNA from Salmo salar (Atlantic salmon), 3426 nucleotides. RefSeq lists its product as uncharacterized. Gene Ontology annotation, biological process: regulation of transcription by RNA polymerase II. Gene Ontology annotation, cellular component: PcG protein complex; chromatin; transcription regulator complex. The record is from RefSeq and is a predicted model, not a curated record. Lineage: Eukaryota; Metazoa; Chordata; Actinopteri; Salmoniformes; Salmonidae. Gene Ontology annotation, molecular function: RNA polymerase II cis-regulatory region sequence-specific DNA binding; DNA-binding transcription factor activity, RNA polymerase II-specific.